Messenger RNA from Gigantopelta aegis, 768 nucleotides. Its product is annotated as metalloprotease mig-17-like. Gene Ontology annotation, molecular function: metalloendopeptidase activity. NCBI's taxonomy places the organism in Eukaryota, Metazoa, Mollusca, Gastropoda, Neomphalida, Peltospiridae. Gene Ontology annotation, biological process: proteolysis. The record is from RefSeq and is a predicted model, not a curated record. The coding region runs from base 1 to 768 and encodes 255 amino acids. The transcript has 7 exons.
AUGUCUAUGAAGACCCGUUGCGCGAAAUUGGUGGACCAGAGAUUUCAGACAGUCAGAGAUAGUGAACUGUCUAUCUCAAUAAAGAUAUCAGGGAUUCUUGUUUCAGAGCUAGGUAUUCUCUCAUUUAUGUUUAUUCUGUUUCAGACACGAUCUGAUUCUUCUUGGAUCGAGUAUAUAGUGUCCUAUUCUUCUCACCCAACAAAGCCAGGCCGGGUUAACGCCAACAGAGCUCUGAAAAAGUUCCAGAAGUGGCUUCUGGCACAACAGAACCUGCCGAAAUUUGACCACGCAAUGGCAUUUACACGGUACCAGCUCAUUAAUAGACAAAGCAUAGAUCUAGGAGGUCUGGCUUAUGUGAAGUCUAUAUGCCACCUUGCUGAUGCUAGUUCAUCAUCAAUAGUGUCCGACCCAGGCGACUUCCAGUGUGUGAAGGUUGCUGCUCAUGAGCUUGGUCACAGUCUUGGUGCCACCCAUGAUGGUGACAAGAAGAAUCCAUUAUGUCCUCCAAAUGACAACUUCAUCAUGGCACCACAGACUACCAAUGAACACGAGAAGCUGAAGAAUGCCUUCUACUUUUCCAGAUGCUCAAUCAACCAAAUGAAAGUAUUCCUCGGAACUGCACAAGCCAAAUGUGUUUUUGACUCUCCAUCCAUCUACUACCACUACGACCUUGAACGACGACCACCAGGACAGGUCUUCUCUGUCGAUGUUCAAUGCAAGCUCAUCUUCGGCAAGACAUCUGGAUUUUGUGAUGUUAGUAAAUAUUAA